UCAUGUAACAUCAACAGUGGAUAUGGAAACCUCGGGAGACAGAGUGCCACAGCGGCCUUUGGCUAAACUGAUGUUCUACCUCAAAUCUGUGUCAAACUGUGUGGACAUUGAAGAUCUAUGUGACUUACAGCGAUGGACAGAUUUCUCUCAUUAUCACCUGCUCACAAACAAAGAGGCGGACGGCGUGGCGCGUUUGUGCUUCGCUCUGUCGCCAGACGUUCUUAAAGACAAGUGUCUCAAAGAAAGUGAUUCAAAAACUAAGAAUUUUGACACCGUGGUUUACAGUGUGGACAACGCAAAAAGACACUGGGUACAGGGUGUGUCUGAUCACGUGACACUCAGCGGGAGUCUGCUCCGUGUUACAGGGGUAAUAGCUUGUAAGCCAGAGUGGUUAGAGGAGUUUUAUUAUGUUCCAAUCAAGCAUUAUGAACACGUAUUGGAAGGUGCCAGAAUGACUUUCAGACUCGGAUCUUCCUCCUCUGGUCUCAAUCAGAAAUCACAGACAACCUAUGGAACUUUCUGUACAAGUUGUGUGUAGUGAUACAAUGUAUUCUAUGUUUUGUGAUAUUUCAGUCUAUGUUAUACCGCCGUGUUCCUGAAUUGUUUAUUACUAUCAGCCUGAAUUAUUGUUGACAAUUUUGUAUGUAAACAAAUUCUAUUUAUAAAUACUUUAAAACUGA
Molecule: messenger RNA, 680 nt
Organism: Saccostrea echinata
Lineage: Eukaryota; Metazoa; Mollusca; Bivalvia; Ostreida; Ostreidae
Exons: 1
Coding region: 23-538 (171 amino acids)
Source: RefSeq, a predicted model, not a curated record